GUCUCGCCUGUAAGUGUUUCCUUCUGUGCUAGCACGUCUAUUGCCAUUCCGAGAUUCAAUGGCAAGUAGUUGCAAGACGUCGUCGAGGUAAUCCUGUCGCAUCUGCGCGACGAGUCCUCCGCUGUUUAUCCCGCCAUGCAACGGUGCAAAUCCUUAGCAAAAGCCAUCAAAUCGAGGCGGGCUCCUCCGUGGCCGUCAUCGCCAACAAAAGACCUGCCCGGGCGAGAAGUUGCUGACGAGCUUGUCGACUGCUACCUCCGAACCGUCGAGACCGUGCAUCGAAUCCUGCACAUUCCCAGCUUCAGACGUGAUUACGAGGCGCUCUGGACGCCAGCCUCCGAGCCCGACAUGGCCUUCCUGGUGCAACUCAAGCUCGUCUUUGCCAUCGGCGCAACCACGUACGACGAGCAAUUCUCGCUGCGGACGUCAGCCAUCCGAUGGGUGUACGAGGCGCAGACCUGGAUCUCGGAGCCAGAGUUCAAGGCAAGACUGGGCAUCCAGUUCCUCCAAAUCAACGUCCUGCUCCUGCUUGCUCGCGAACUGGUAGGUGUCGGCGGCGACUCGGUCUGGGUUUCGGCGGGCGCGCUCCUCAGAAGAGCAGUGAGCAUGGGGCUGCAUCGCGACCCGGCACAUCUCCCCAAGAGUACAAUAUUUGCAACUGAGAUGCGCCGCAGGCUCUGGAACACCAUCCUCGAGGUCGUGCUGCAGUCGAGUCUGACCUCCGGGGGGCCGCCGCUUGUUUCCCUGGACGACUUUGACGCCCAGCCCCCAAGGAAUCUUGACGACGAGCAGCUCGUGGCCGACAACCCCGUGCCGAAGCCAGCCAGCCAGUUCACUCAAGCAACGGUUGCGAUAGCGCUUCGGGCGACGUUUCCGCUGCGCCUCGCCGUCACCAAGUUCCUGAACGAUCUCAGCGCGCACGGCACGUACGAGGAGACUCUUCGGCUCGACGCCCAGCUGCGCGCGGCAUACAGGGCCCUACGUCGCAGCCUCCGCGGCGGCCACGGCUCGAACACCGGUCUCGCGCCCUCGGCGUUCGCACUGCGCGCCGUCGACUUCCUCAUCAACCGCUACCUGUCCGCUCUACACGUCCCGUUCUUUGCUCUUGCAGCGCUCGAGCCAGCCUACGCGUUUUCCAGGGCCGUCGUGCUCGAGGCCUCGCUCAAGAUCUGGUGCGCAGCGUGCCCGGCCUCGACAGCUUUACCAACCCAGCCUCGCAGUAAUAGCGAGAGUGAGAGCGCGAGCAACAGCGAUAUCACCGCCUCCCUCCACGACGCCUUACCGCGCCUAGUGGCCUGCGGCUCGGGCUACUACCGCACCGCCGCGAUGCAAGCCGCCCUGCUCGUAGCGAUAGAGCUCAAAACCGCACUAGAAGAAGAAGACGAAGGGCUAGGCCCUGUGCGCCUGCGCCCGGACCUGCUUGCUGUGCUGGCCGACGCGGAAGCGUGGUGCCUGCGGUGCGUCGAGAUCGGUGAGACGAACGUCAAGGGCUACGUGCUUGUGUGCGUGGUUACUGCGCUGAUCAGAGGGCUCAGUGCUCGGCUCGGCCGAAACGAGAUCCACGCUCUGCUGGUAAAGGCGAUGCGUAACGCGGCGGCAGCUUGUGUGCCUUUGCUUGAGGGAAUGGCUGCGCGAGGUUGGGGCGAAGAAAGUGUAGGUGAGGCGCAGCAGAUGGCGCUGGGUGAGACGUCGGUGCUGGAUGAUUGGGACAAGCUGAUGGCGGAUUCGUUGUUUGAACCUGAGGGCUUGGAGCCCAUGAACUGGAUCUUUGGCGAGACGCCGCAGGGGACGGCGGCUUGGUGAGAUGUGAUCGAAUCACAGCAAGUAAAGCUUUUGAACACUAUGACUCUUACCCAUUGCGUGGGGAAUUUUGCAGUCAGAUAUCCAGAUAU
Aplosporella prunicola CBS 121167 is the source of this 1892-nucleotide messenger RNA. RefSeq lists its product as uncharacterized. The transcript is spliced from 3 exons. Bases 136 to 1803 code for a protein of 555 amino acids. The record is from RefSeq and is a predicted model, not a curated record. Gene Ontology annotation, molecular function: DNA-binding transcription activator activity, RNA polymerase II-specific; RNA polymerase II cis-regulatory region sequence-specific DNA binding; zinc ion binding. Lineage: Eukaryota; Fungi; Ascomycota; Dothideomycetes; Botryosphaeriales; Aplosporellaceae. Gene Ontology annotation, cellular component: nucleus. Gene Ontology annotation, biological process: regulation of transcription by RNA polymerase II; DNA-templated transcription.